Messenger RNA from Ctenopharyngodon idella (grass carp), 5967 nucleotides. RefSeq names its product HECT domain containing 2 (gene hectd2). Lineage: Eukaryota; Metazoa; Chordata; Actinopteri; Cypriniformes; Xenocyprididae. Gene Ontology annotation, biological process: protein polyubiquitination. Bases 424 to 2694 code for a protein of 756 amino acids. The record is from RefSeq and is a predicted model, not a curated record. Gene Ontology annotation, molecular function: ubiquitin protein ligase activity. The transcript is spliced from 21 exons.
GUCGAGGCAGAGGCCGUAUCCAAGUCCGUAACUACAAACCUCAUCAUCAUCAUCCUCAACAACAUGGCGCCAGCGUACAGCUGGACUGCACACAGACGCCACGGCACUUCUUCAACAAGUUACUUCACUCACUAAACGCAACGUUGCUAAGAUUUUUGUAGCUUUUCUUUUUAGUUUUCUUCUCAUCUAGUUCGUUUGUUUUCUUUGACAAGCAAAGAUCAGCCUUUUUGGUCAUCGUGGUCUCCAAAACUCACCUGCUUAGCAGCAGAAAGAACAGACAGUACUGGACUCACUCACUGUUGCUGUAUUUCUCAAAGUGAAAGGAAAGUGAGCACUGAGAUUACGCAGACGGGAAAAGUACUUUUUUUUUUCAAAAAAAAUAAGCCAUGUAACUGUGCUCGAAAAGGCUUUUCUUCAGAGGACAUGCAUCUAAACAUGAGCGAAUAUAACUGUCCACUUGAAGAAAGGGAUAGAGACAGACUUCCUCCUAUACUAAACAAUCAGAGCUUGGAUCGUGGACCGAAGCUCCCUUUCCCCUCUUAUGGAAGUUUCAUCUCCACCCUGAAUCACAAAAGAGAGUCAGGCAGCCAAAGUCUCUCUUCUCCAUUCCUGCUACCUGCAGUUAAACAAGUGAGAGAGCUUCCCCCAAUAUGUCCAGAUGUGAGACAGAAGCAUCGUAUCUCUAUUGAUGUUCUCCCUCCAGAGGUGAAGGCUCGUUUUGUCUCAGAACCCAUUAUUCCCAUUCGGACCAAAACCGCCAAAGAGUUUCAGGACGAUGUUGAAAGGGCAACUAUCUCAGGGGAUUGGAAGCAAGUCCAUGAUUUCUACUUGACCACAUUUGACUCCUUUUUGGAACUCAAUGGUGCCUUUAAGAAAGAAGCAAAUGCUCCCUUCAACACUAUUGAAGACUCAGGAAUAAACAUCAAAUUUGUCAAUAUUGUUUAUGAUGCCUUACUCCAUACGCCCGCAGACACACAGAAAUCAGUCCUGAAGGGAAUUAUUAAUAGCUUAUUAAGAGAAUGGAAAGGGCCCCGCACAAAGGAUGACCUUAGAGCAUAUUUUGUUCUUGUGCAGAACCCUCAGUACGCCAGCCCAGCCACAUAUGUCAUCUAUGCACACUUACUGAGGCAAAUAGCAGCCCUGGCUGAAGCGGACCACCAUUUUCUGAUGCACUGGUUUAAAAAGCUGCCUCAGAAGCGUUUCAAACAGCUGGUGGAGCGCUUGCAGCUCUUCAUCACCACCCGCCUAUUUCCUGCCAAACCAGAAGAGUUGCCGCCCAUGGCCAAAUGCUCUUGGUGGAUUCCCUCAGCCACUAAAGUCCUUUCUCUGCUUAAUGCUGCAAACAGCAUUUCCUGUCCCCCUAUCGUCCCUUUCACUGAUUUCUACAACCUAACCCUGGACCACAUAGACUUUAUGGAGGAUUACCACACGUGGCAGGCUCACGGAAAUUCAAGCAGGUUCACCUUCUGUCAGUUCCCUUUCAUCCUGUCCACAGUGGUGAAGAAGGCCAUCAUCCAGAGAGACUCUGAGCAGCAGAUGAUCAGCAUGGCCAGGCAAACUCUGGUAGACAAGGUCUCUCGCAGGCAGAGGGUGGAUAUGAGUCUGCUGUUUCUCAACAUUAAAGUUAGGCGUCUGCAGCUGGUCAGUGACUCACUGGAUGAGCUUUCGAGAAAGCGAGCAGACCUGAAGAAAAAACUGAAAGUGACGUUUGUUGGGGAAGCAGGGUUGGACAUGGGUGGACUCACAAAAGAGUGGUUUCUUCUCCUGAUUCGACAGAUUUUUCACACAGACUACGGCAUGUUCACAUAUGUGAAGGAGUCCCAGUGUCAUUGGUUCAGCAGCUGGAAAUGUGACAACUACUCUGAGUUUCGAUUGGUUGGAGCCCUUAUGGGCUUGGCUGUGUAUAACAGCAUCACACUGGACAUCCGCUUCCCCCCCUGUGUCUACAAGAAGCUGCUGACCCCGCCCAUUGUGCCGUGUGACCUCGACACCCCCGUUGGCAUGGCGACCCUCACCCUGGAGGACCUCCAGCAGAUUAUGCCUGAUCUUGCUCAUGGGCUUGGGGAACUCCUCAGCUAUGAAGGAAAUGUUGAAGAGGACUUCUACACCACGUUUCAGGUCUUUCAGGAAGAACUUGGAGUGGUCAAGUCAUAUAAUCUGAAACCAGGAGGGGACAAGAUCCCUGUAACCAACCUAAACAGAAAAGAAUACAUCCAGCUCUACAUUGAUUUCCUGCUGAAUAAGUCCAUCUACAGGCAGUUUGCUGCUUUCUAUCAUGGUUUUCACAGUGUUUGUGCCUCAAAUGCCCUGAUGCUCUUGAGGCCAGAAGAGGUUGAGAUCCUGGUUUGUGGAAGUCCUAAUCUGGACAUGGGCUCUCUGCAGCGAGUGGUGCAGUAUGAGGGAUACAGCAAGACUGAUCCCACCAUUCGGGCCUUCUGGGAUGUGGUUCUGGCCUUUUCUUUGGAGCUGCAGAAGAAACUGCUCCACUUUACCACAGGAAGUGACCGCGUUCCUGUGGGAGGAAUGGCUGACCUCAACUUCAAGAUCUCCAAGAUUGAUGUCUCCACUGACUGGCUCCCAGUGUCGCAUACAUGCUUCAACCAGAUCUGUCUACCUCCAUACAAGAGCAAGAAAGAAUUACGGCAAAAGUUGACUAUUGCCAUUUCAAAUGCAGAGGGCUUCGGUUUGGAGUAGAUUACAGUUGUAGAUCUGAUAAUCCAAAUCAUGACUGUUUUCAGCCUGCAUUCACUAAAAGGUAAUGGGUAGUGAUAUUAUUUUAAACAGCCAACAGGAUUGUGCAACAAUUGAAUUGAGAAUGCCUUUCAAAAUAAACAAUUUUAAUAAACAGGAUGCAGAAUUGUAAUUCAAAUAUGUAAGGAAAUAGAAUUAAAGUCAAAGUUCAUGUGUACUACUGUUCAAAAAUUUGGGGAAGAAAUUAAUACUUUCAGCAUGGAUGCAUUAAAUUGACCAAAAGUGACAGCAGGGAUGUGCAGACAGCCACUGACCCUUUGCCCUCAUGGGCUGAGGUGCCCCUCUAGCAGGCAGAUUACAGUACAUGAGCGGAGUGGACUUCAAUCCACGCUAAAUGCAUUCUGUAAUGACUCUGCUGCUCCAGAUUCACUCCAGGGUUUCCAUUUCUCACUAGCACCCCGGCCGCACUCCUAGUUCCCUUCGCUCCUCUAUCGUGUUGACAUAAGUCAUAGGCAUAAUUUGCGGGUGGGAUGGCUGAGACAUGUCCCCGCCACUUUUUGAAACAUUUUGCAGUACAGAUGUACCCAAUACAAAUUAAACAGUGUAUUAAUUUUGUUCGUUUGUGUUAAAUAAGAGGCGAUCUGGUGCUGGAAUGUGUUGUUUUUUAAAUCAUGCUGAGUGCUCGUUUGCCACUCAGUGGCGGUGGCUAGUGCGCAGACAAGUGCUUCAAUCUAUAGCUAACCAUUGCGGAGACUCUCUAUUCGUUCCAUUGAAAUGACAAAACAAAAAUGCACACAAAUGUGUCCCUGCUCUUGCUAUACAAUCACGGAUGAACAUCUUUGGUUUUAAUGAGAAAAAUAAAUAAACUAUAUGUGGGCGGAUUAGAACCCAGAACCUCUGACAUGCUUAACAAAAGUUCUACCGCCAGACCCUUAGAACUCAUGAACACUAAUAGUGAAUCUAUGUAUUUAUUCACUAAUGUGAACAAUCUCAGGACUAACAACAUAUUAUUAUAGUAGAUGUAAGAAUGAAACUAUCACAUUAGGCUAAACAUGAGUUCUAUGUCGAUAAAUUAAACUCAGUAUACUAUUGAAAUUGAUUUCUGGACAUCGUAAUGUUAUUUUUUGUGCCCCCCACACACGCACUCCUGUCCCACCCACUUUUUAAAACAAAGUUAUGGCAAUUUUACGCUCCAGUCUAUGGUGAAUCUGCAGAAACUCCUCGGCGGAGUUUGUUUUUGUUGGCAGUGUUUUGCUCCUUUUCUGAUGCUUAUUAAACUUGUUGUCCGUGUCACAGACUGACCAACCCUUUCCUUGGUUUGGGCUACUGCCCCUCAAAAUGUCUGUGCACGUCCCUGAGUAACAGUAAAGACAUGUUACAAAAGAUUUCUAUUUCAAAUAAAUGCUGAACAUUCUAUUAGUCAAAGUAUCCUAAAAAUGUAUCAUGAUUUCAACAAAAAUAUGAAGAAGUUGCAUAUUAAGCAUAUUAAACUGUUUUCAACAGUUGUUUCUUGAGCACCAAAUCAGCAUAUUAGAAUUAUUUCUAAACAGUUAUGUGACACUGAAGACUGAAGUAAAGGCUGCUAAAAAAUUCAGCUUUGCCAUCACAGGAAUAAAUUACAUUUUAAAAUAAAAUAGAAAACAGUUCUUUUAAAUUGUAAUAAUGCUUUACAAUAUUACUGUUUUUACUGUGUCAAAUAAAUGCAGCCUUGGUGAGGAGAAGAGACUUCUUUCAAAAACAUUCAAUCUUCCCCAAAUGUUUUGAACAGCAGUGUAGAUGUAUUUAUAAUUGUAGCAAACUGAAUGUUGGUUCAUUAAAACCUUUUUUGAAAGAUUUUUUUUUUUUUUUUUUUUUUUUGGCGCUUUGGAGUUAUAAGUUUAUAGACUUAAUUUCCCAUAAUGCAUUGCCUGUGUUAAAUAUCAGUCAAUUCCACUUCCUGUCAUGCCAAUCCAAAUUCCAAAUCGGCUACCUGUGAGUGUGGUCAAUUUAGUUCACAUUCACACUCAUGAAAGAAUUAAUAGGGAGACCCUGACAGCCACAUCAGGUAAGCAUGAGGAUAACGCACAGCAGUGAUAAUGUAAGCUCUAGAUGUAAAGUUUCAGUAGAAUUACUUAUUGUGCAUUGUGUGUACAGUGUAGUAUUAUUUGUUGUGAACCAGGGUUCUAUGAUGAGCCCAGUUAAACUGUUUGUCUUUAGUUGUUAUGUAAUUUGGACUCCUCAUUGCUGACUGCUUGAAUGAAGGUCCCAACAUUUUGUGUGGUAUUAGAAUAUGUGGAUUUUAUGGAUAGUAUAGUGUAUAUCUGUUCAAGAAGCUCAAUUGUGCUGCAACAUGAAAUUAAAACUAAAAUGUUUAGGAUUUUUCUCUUCAACAUGGGCCUGGUCUAAUGUCCCAUGCUUCUGUUGAAAGUAGGUCAGUAAGGGGCUUGGUCUCAGCUAAAAUAGCCUGGCAAACAGGCUGUCAAACUUACCCAACAUUCUUAAAGAGACAGCGCUUUGUCUCCAGGGUUACAGAAGCCCACAGUUAAUAAAAGCUUCUGUGUGAAACGUUCCUUAACUCAAGCAUUCCCUCCGGUUCUGAUGGGCUUUUAAAAUGUAGCUGUUAAUAAACUAUAAACUUUAAACUGAAGGUUUGUGUCUGAGCUCAAACUUCAUGGUUUUGUUGAGUGUAGUUUAGCAAUUGUUGACAACCCUUUCUCAACCUCUCUUGGGCAUGAAAGGAAGAUUGGUAAUGUGAUUUUUGUGUGUUUGUCAGUGAAGUUUCAUGUUUGUUGACUAGCCAUAACAUGGAUGAACAAUUUGUGUUUUUUUUUUAUUUUUUUAUCUUCAUGGUUCUGAUUGAUGAUUCUGGUUAUUCUUUAAAUAGAGUGGUUGACAGCAGUAUUUUUCACAACAAAAAACAUAAUUUAUUUUACAAAAAGUUCUUUGCUUUGUGCCAUCAGUUUCAUGAUUCAUUUAGGACUCAAUCAGAGGUCUAGUGAUACUACAGUAUGCUAGUAGAUGACCUCUAACCUCAGUCAUCCUACUUAUCCUGACUUGGCUCGCAUAAUUGGAUACUUGUAUGUGGUGUAUUUUUGCAUAUUUGUGGCUCAUCAUGUCAUGUGAUUUUCAUUGGACUCAUGCAGUGGCUUUAUUUGUAUUUAUAUUGUCUGUUAAUGAAUCACUCCAGUGUUAAUGCUAUGGUUUUAUGUUCUCCAAUGACUGAAUACAAAUGUAUUUACCAUGUAUUUAUUUAAACUUUGCUCAUUCAUUUUAAUGAAUAAAGUUAUACAGCAAGUU